Giardia duodenalis is the source of this 2418-nucleotide messenger RNA. RefSeq names its product High cysteine membrane protein Group 4. NCBI's taxonomy places the organism in Eukaryota, Fornicata, Diplomonadida, Hexamitidae. The record is from RefSeq and is a predicted model, not a curated record. The transcript has a single exon. The coding region runs from base 1 to 2418 and encodes 805 amino acids.
AUGCUCAAGCUGCUCUUGUUAUUUUUCGUCGGUUCUUUCUGUGGACUUCCAACAGGUACAUACUGCAAUGGUUUCGGCAUAGAAUGUGGGCAGGGGCAUGAGCAUUGCUUUUCGGGUAGGUGUCUCUUAAUAGGUUCGACAAAAGUGUGCACUCGAUGCGUGUCCGGCUAUGUUCCGAUAAAUGGGGUAUGCCAGCCGUAUCCAGGAAGUGCUUCCUCUGUGUGUAUUCCGGAAGAAGCUGAAUCCUCAAUUCGUUGCAUCAAAUGCAAACCAAACGAGAACGUGUUCCUAUUUUACGGUGGCUGCUACACGGUGGAUCGGUCUGCCGUUGGUGGCCAAAUCUGUUCUCGUGCGUCAAAUGGCAGGUGCGUCGAAUGCAAUGUGAGUACUCAUGGGGCCUAUGUCUUUACUAAUCCAAACGAGACUGCAGAAGAAAGGUGCAUUGCGUGCUCUGACUCAAUUGGAUUUAGCGGAUACGGAGGCGUUCUUGAAUGCUAUAGUUGCACACAGCCGGUUACUGGCGGAAAAACUACGGCAUUGUGCACUAAGUGUCGUUCUCCUGAACAAAAUCCAAUUGACCACGAAUGUCGAGCUAAGGGUCUCCAUACCUGUUUUUCUGGUCUAUGCGUAUCGUGCUACAAAACGCACUUACUUUAUCACUCUGGAUGCUACAGCCGGGGCAGUGACACAGGGUUAGCGAUAUGCGCAGCGAAAAACCAGUAUGUGCUGGAUAAUGUCACUAUCUGUAAGGAGUGUGUGAAUACGCUCUACGCACCAAAAAGUGGAGUGUGUGUUCCUGUCGAUGGAGAUAUUCCUGUUAUGGGAUUUUCUGAUUGUACAAAAGAUAAUGAUAAGGGUCUGUGCAUAAACUGUGCUAAUUCUGCGGAGUAUUUCCUUUUUUAUGGCGGCUGUUAUUACAAGAAGUCUGGAAUCGGUUCGAGACUCUGCUCAGCGGUGGUCUCAGGCGUCUGCACAGAGUGGAAAACUCAGUUUGAUUUCAUCUUUAAUAAGAAUGACAAUGAUGGCGGCUAUCUGUGCGGCGACGCUACAAAUGGGGGCGUUUCUGACUGUGCCACGUGCAGCUACGAAAGCGGUGCUGUCACUUGUACGAGCUGCUCAAAAGGGUAUCUCGGAGUGGACGGGAAGUCCUGCAGUAAAAGUUGUAGUGGAGACACUCGGGGAGUGUGCACGAAGGUAACAGAAGGGAGCGAGUCAAUUGAAACAUCGUGUCGAUGCGUCUGCAUGCCGACGUUCUACAGCAGCUCUGGGACCUGCACACCAUGUACGGACUCGUGCGCUGUCUGCAAGGAUGGCACGCCAGAUGGCUGUCAGAUAUGCAAACCGGGCAAAGUCCUGGAGCCGUCAGUCGUCACGAACGGUAAUGCAAAGUGCGUAGAUGAGUGCACUGUUGGUGACAAUUGUGCAGAAUGCGGCAUCACCAUCGACGGCAGCAGGUACUGCACGCGCUGCAAGGACUCGAAUAUGUACCCUCUCAACGGGGUGUGUAUUCCGAACACACAAAAAGACGCGUACUGUACCAGCAAGGCGAACGGUGCUUGCACUGCCUGCUCUGAAGCGGCCUUCCUGAUGAACGGGGGCUGCUACACAACAGAGUACUAUCCAGGAAGCACUAUCUGUGAUAAGCAGUCAAACGGAAAGUGCACAACGACCAAGAAGGGGUACUGGAUAUCGCCCGAUGGAAAGCUGCUGGAGUGCGAUCCGACAUGUCUGGCGUGCACCGCCCCUGGCCCCGGCCGCUGCACCAGGUGCCCCUCUGACAAGCUCCUGAAGAGGGCCUCGGGUGCCGCCACCGGGAGUUGCGUCGACCCCGGCGCCUGUGUGGACGGGUACUACGCAGACGGAGACGCGUGCCUGCCCUGCGCCACUCCGGGGUGCAAGACCUGCGGGCAUGCCUCCUUCUGCACAGAGUGCGCGGGGGAGCUCUUCGUGAGCCUGGACGGGCAGUCGUGCUUGGAGGAGUGCACCGGGGACAAGGUGGUGGGAGAGGUGCCCGGCGGCGUGCGGAGGUGCUGGUGCGAGCGGGGUUUCCUGCCGGCGCCGGACAAGUCUGGAUGUGUGCCCGCACCCGAGUGUCCCCCUGACAUGUCGUGGUGUGCAUCAUGUGAUAUGUCGGGUAGGUGUCUCUCGUGUGUCACCUCGGGCCACAACGUCCAAGUAGACCAGCGGACGUGUGCAGAAGGGUGCGGCGCCAGGGCCUCAUCGAACCAGGGGGUGUGCAUGUGCGAGACCAGUACGAUUCUUGACAAAGGUGUCUGCAUUCCUGUCAAUACUCUUACCGGAAGGAAGAUGGUAGUAGUUACGGCCAGUGCAGCAUCAGCUGUGCUCGUAAUCAGUGCCCUGAUUGGCUUCCUUUGCUGGUGGUUCAUCUGCAGAGGAAAGCGUCGAUACUACCGUUAG